AUGAGUGCCCGCCUCGCUUCCGAGUUGUGUGAGUUGGCGGCGCCGCGCCCCAGCUUCCGGCUCUCGGAGCCCCACGCGCUCGCUGCUCCCGCAGCUGCAGCCCACGCCCGCGCCCGGAGCCCCAGCUCACCGCUCCGGGGGAGCCCAGGCUCCCGAGCUCCUGGCCCGGCCCCAGUCCAGCGGAAAGCAGGGGUGUCCCCCGGCAGAGGCGCACGGUCGCACCCUCUCCCGCUACCUCCGUGGCCCUUCGGUCUCUCCAUGGCCUCGCAUCAGCAAUCCCGGAUCCAGGCUUACCUGGAGAAGAACAGGAUCGGUCCGCUGUUUGAGGAAUUAAUGACCAAGUUAAUAACUGAGACACCUGACCAGCCAAUCCCAUUUCUCAUUGACCAUCUUCAGUCAAAACAAGGAAACCGUGGGCAACUUCAAAGAACCUUAUCUGGAUCUGCAGCUCUCUGGGCAGAAAGUGAAAUAUCAGAACAUAAAGGAACAAGAAGAGAUUUCAGAAACUAUGAUAAACCCUGGCAGUUAAAUGCAAAGAAGCCUAAAAAGUCAAAAAGUGACCUUGCUGUGUCUAAUAUUUAUCCACCAUCUCCAGAAUCAAAAUCAUUGCCAAGGUCAGUAGAUCAUCCUAAGUGGAACUGGCGGACUAAACCAGAAAGCCGUGAUUUUGAUGAAUUGAACCACAUCCUUCAAGAGAGCAAGAAACUGGGAAAAGCUCUUGAGAAUCUCUCUCGAAGUAUUGCAAUUUCAGAUGAGCUCGAUAAGGAAACCAUGGCGUUUAGUUCUUCUCUUCUGAGACCUCGUGUGAUUGGAGAGUGGAUUGGUCGAGAAGAGAAUGAUGCUGACCCACUGGCUGCUGAAAUGCUACAGCCCCCAUUUCCCAGAAGUAAAAAUGAACAAUGGGAAAAUGAAGAUAGUAGCUCUAGCCCUGCAGGAAGCUUAAAGGUGGAGCUCAAGACUAAAGGACUAAAACAGCAGCAACAGCAACACAAGAAACUUCUGGCAGCCAUGCUUUCUCAAGAUUCUUUUGAGUCUGUCCAUAGUCCCACCCCAUCUGUAACAGAAGAAGAUAUUGAUAAUGAAGAUGAUGCAAUGGAAUUGCUGGAGGAUCUUGAUGAUUUAAGAAUGGAGGGAGUAACUACCCUGACACCUUCUGGGAGCAAAUUUAACCAAGGUCGAGCUACUUACUCUGCUGAACCUCAGGCCAAAGUCACAUUGAACAUCUGUUCAAGGUGUGCCAGGCUUCAAGGAGACAACCUGGCAGAAAGGACAGAAGAGACUUCGCAAAUACUUCAAUCUCCAGAUGAAAUAGUCCCAGAGUCUUUGGAUUCUUUACCUGGGACUGAAGAAGCACUAAUGGAAGAGGGUGAAGAAUUUGAGAGAGCAUCUAAAUUAACAGGACCUGGAGAAGCGGUCAGUGGAGGACAGUCGUUGAAAAACUACAUGGAAGAAGAUGACUCUUUGAAGCAACUGCAGGUGGUUCAUCAACCGUGGAUCUUGCCAAGUGACACAGAAAGCGAAGGAGUAGAAGCAGAACAAGAGAAACGUUCUGCUGAUCUUCUUCUUUGUGUUCCUUGCUCUUCUUGUCCAGCUCUGGUCUACUCCGGUAUGUUUGCUCAGGGCACUUAA
Budorcas taxicolor (takin) is the source of this 1629-nucleotide messenger RNA. It is a transcript of the gene C14H8orf34, whose product is annotated as chromosome 14 C8orf34 homolog. The coding region runs from base 1 to 1629 and encodes 542 amino acids. The transcript has 13 exons. Lineage: Eukaryota; Metazoa; Chordata; Mammalia; Artiodactyla; Bovidae. The record is from RefSeq and is a predicted model, not a curated record.